Messenger RNA from Torulaspora delbrueckii, 297 nucleotides. It is a transcript of the gene MRPL44, whose product is annotated as mitochondrial 54S ribosomal protein mL53. The record is from RefSeq and is a predicted model, not a curated record. Lineage: Eukaryota; Fungi; Ascomycota; Saccharomycetes; Saccharomycetales; Saccharomycetaceae. Gene Ontology annotation, cellular component: mitochondrial large ribosomal subunit. Gene Ontology annotation, molecular function: structural constituent of ribosome. The transcript has 2 exons. Bases 1 to 297 code for a protein of 98 amino acids.
AUGAUCACAAAGUACUUUUCGAAGGUCGUAGUAAAGUUCAAUCCAUUUGGGAAAGAAGCCAAAACCGCCAGACUACUGCUAAGCUCAAUUCCACCAGCACAAAGGUUACAAGGUACACAGAUUCAGAGCGAGAUACUGCAUGCUAGUUCUAGCAAAACUCCUAUAGUCAAGAUAACAUACAAGGAUAAGAAAGAAAUGGAACUAGACCCUUCUACUGUGACAUUCCAAGAGUUGGCUAGUUAUUUCGAUCGUCAUUCCAGACAGUUAAAGUUGAAGGAGAGUAUUGAAAAUAGUUGA